This is a messenger RNA of Cylicostephanus goldi, 284 nucleotides long. Lineage: Eukaryota; Metazoa; Nematoda; Chromadorea; Rhabditida; Strongylidae. The record is from the annotation of a GenBank genome assembly.
AUGGCCUACGGGGAUGAUGAUGUUCUAUCUAUACCUUUUCGAAUAUUUGUUUAUAUCGUAGCGGGGCUACCUUUAUCUGCACUUAUUAUAUGUGUUCUGUCUUCAUUGUUACUGCAUUUCGAUGCCGCUACCAGAACGCACUGUGAAGUUGAGAACUGGUUACCGUCGAUUUCGGCCGCGGUGUCAACAUAUGCUCCUGAAAUGUACAUUUGGCGAAUGUUUAUCGCAGCACAUGCAGGACCAAGAUUUAUCGUAGCAUUCGCAACCAGGUAUGCAGCUUAGUU